Messenger RNA from Engraulis encrasicolus (European anchovy), 10619 nucleotides. It is a transcript of the gene slit1a, whose product is annotated as slit homolog 1a (Drosophila). Bases 752 to 5431 code for a protein of 1559 amino acids. Lineage: Eukaryota; Metazoa; Chordata; Actinopteri; Clupeiformes; Engraulidae. The transcript has 37 exons. The record is from RefSeq and is a predicted model, not a curated record. Gene Ontology annotation, biological process: axon guidance; negative chemotaxis. Gene Ontology annotation, molecular function: calcium ion binding; heparin binding; Roundabout binding.
CGAGAGAGAGAGAGAGCAAGAGAGAGAGAGAGAGAGCGUUUUUUUCCCCCCUCCGCUGUGUUUCCCUACUCCCGUCUCUACGGGCAGACAGAAGAGGGCUGGAGAGCAGAGGAGAAAGACGUAGGCACAGCGUAGCGCAGCACAGCUCACCGCAGAAGGGAAGCAACUCCGUAAAAGAAAGAGAGAAAGACAAGAGUGGGAGUUUUUUGUUGGUUGUCGCCUUUGUUUUUAGCUAAGAAGUGAAAAGACCAGAUAACGGACUUGGAUCUCUUCUUCUUUUAUUUCCAACACAUCUAUUCAUCAACUCCCAGUGGACUUCAUUAUUCACAUUUUCUCUCCCCCCUCCUUUAAAUCACAUUUUAAUUUAUUUCUCUCUGUUUGUUCUUGGUUUUUUUCCCCAAACAUUUUUUUUGUAGUUAUUGUUGUUUGCUGUUGUUGUUAUUCUUGUCUGCCGUUUUAUCUCACUCUUGUGGAGUGAGUCUUUGUGCAGACCAGCCACUCAGACACUGGCAACAGAAGCAGCAGCAGCAGCAUUGCUGUUCAGAAGCCUCUGUCAGAAAACUGACUCCUUGUCUGAUCUGUCUGUCUGACUGACUGACUGACUGACUACCUAGCAAACCGUCUUGCCGAACAGACAACUGAACUGGGAAACCAGUGAGUGAGGGCACUGAGUGAGCCACACACACCGCUUGGAGAGAACCAGAGGAGAGAACCAGAGGAGCAAAAAAAGAGGCUGGUGCUGGAGCGGAUCAUGUCCAGGAGCCGACUCUGUGGAGGGGCUGCCUCCGGUGCAGCCUUGGCCGUGGCCGGGGGGCUGGUGGUCAGGGCAGGGCUGUGGAGCCUGCUGCUGUGUGGUGCCCUCCUGGCGGGCUCUGGGGCAGCGGACGCCUGCCCGGCUCUCUGCACCUGCAGCGGCACCACCGUGGACUGCCAUGGACUGGGGCUCAAAACCGUGCCCAGGAAUAUACCCAGGAACACGGAGAGGCUGGAGCUGAAUGGGAAUAACUUCACACGCAUCAACAAGAACGACUUCGCUGGCCUCAAGUACCUCCGAGUCCUGCAGCUAAUGGAAAACCAGAUCGGCAGCAUCGAGCGCGGAGCCUUUGAUGACAUGAAGGAGCUGGAGAGACUGCGUCUGAACAGGAACCAAAUGCAUCAACUCCCCGAGCUUCUGUUUCAGAAGAACGCCGGUCUCUCCAGACUGGAUCUGAGCGAGAACUUCAUCCAGGCCAUUCCCAGGAAGGCCUUCAGAGGAGCCACCGAUAUCAAGAACCUGCAGCUGGAUAAGAACCACAUUGGCUGCAUAGAGGAUGGGGCAUUCAGAGCACUCCGAGGCCUGGAGGUUUUGACCCUGAACAACAACAACAUCAGCAGUAUCCCGGUCUCCAGUUUCAACCACAUGCCCAAGCUGAGGACCUUCCGUCUGCACUCCAACAACCUGAACUGUGACUGCCACCUGUCGUGGCUGGCCCAGUGGCUGCGGCAGCGUCCCACCGUGGGCCUCUUCACCCAGUGCUCCAGCCCCCCCGAGCUCCGGGGACUCAACGUGGCGGAGAUACAGAAGCACGAGUUCUCCUGCUCAGGUCAUGGUGAUAACGGCGGUGCCCCGUCCUGCAGCCUGUCGGCCGGCUCCUGUCCCGCCAUGUGCACCUGCAGCAACAACAUCGUGGACUGCCGAGGCAAGGGCCUCACCGCCAUCCCCGCCAACCUGCCCGACAGCAUGGCCGAGAUACGUCUGGAACAGAACGGCAUCAAGUCGGUCCCUCCUGGAGCCUUCUCCCCCUACAAGAAGCUGAGGAGGAUAGACCUGAGCAACAACCAGAUUUCAGAGAUCGCUCCCGACGCCUUCCAGGGCCUGCGCUCCCUCAACUCACUGGUCCUGUAUGGGAAUAAGAUCACGGAGCUUCCAAAGGGAGUGUUCGACGGCCUGUACGCCUUGCAGCUGCUGCUGCUGAAUGCCAAUAAGAUCCACUGCGUGCGGGCCAACACCUUCCAAGACCUCCAGAACCUCUCGCUGCUCUCCCUCUACGACAACAAGAUCCAGACUCUAGCCAAAGGCACCUUCGCAUCGCUACGCGCCAUACAGACCCUCCACCUGGCCCAGAACCCGUUCAUCUGCGACUGCAACCUGAAGUGGCUGGCCGACUACCUGUUUGAGAACCCCAUCGAGACCAGCGGUGCCCGCUGUGCCAGCCCGCGACGCCUCGCCAACAAGCGCAUCGGCCAGAUCAAGAGCAAGAAGUUCCGCUGCUCUGCCAAAGAGCAGUACGUCAUCCCAGGUACGGAGGACAGCCGCCUGAAUAACGAGUGCAACAACGAGCCUGUGUGCCCUCCCAAGUGCCGCUGCGAGUCCAACGUGGUGGACUGCUCCAACCUGCGCCUCACCAAGGUCCCCGAGCACAUCCCAGCAUCCACCACCGAGCUGCGCCUGAACAACAAUGAGAUCACCACUCUAGAGGCCACUGGAGUCUUUAAGACCCUCAUGCAGCUCAAGAAGAUUAACCUGAGCAACAAUAAGAUCACGGAGGUGGAGGACGGUGCGUUUGAAGGGGCCUCCUCUGUAGUGGAGCUGCACCUGACUGCCAAUCAGCUGGACUCAGUACGCAGCGGCAUGUUCAAAGGCCUGGAAGGACUACGCAUGCUGAUGCUGCGUAACAACCGCAUCAGCUGUAUCCAUAACAACAGCUUUACGGGUCUCUACAACGUGCGGCUGCUGUCCCUCUAUGACAACCAGCUGACCACCAUCUCCCCAGGAGCCUUCGACACGCUGCAGACACUCUCCACACUGAAUCUGCUGGCCAACUCCUUCAACUGUGACUGCCGGCUGGCAUGGCUCGGGGACUGGCUGCGGAGCCGCAAGAUUGUGACGGGGAACCCGCGCUGCCAGCGGCCGGCCUUCCUCAAGGAAAUACCGCUACAGGACGUGGCACUGCCAGACUUCCGCUGUGAGGAGGGCCAAGAGGAGAGCAGCUGUGUCCCUCGCCCCCAGUGUCCUAGUGAGUGCACCUGUCUGGAGACGGUGGUCCGCUGCAGCAACAAGCACCUGAAGGCCCUGCCCAAAGGCAUCCCUCGCAACGUCACCGAGCUGUACUUGGAUGGGAACCAGUUCAGUAUGGUGCCAAAGGAACUCUCCACCUUCAAGUACCUACAGCUUGUGGACCUGAGCAACAACAAGAUCAACUCCCUGACCAACUCCUCAUUCGCCAACAUGAGCCAACUCACCACUCUGAUUCUGAGCUACAACGCCCUGCGCUGUAUCCCCAACCUGGCAUUCAGCGGCCUGCGCUCCCUCCGCCUACUGUCUCUGCAUGGCAAUGACAUCUCAGAGCUCCCUGACGGCAUCUUCAGUGACGUGGCCUCCCUGUCACACCUGGCCAUUGGUGCGAACCCUCUGUACUGUGACUGCCGGCUGCGCUGGCUGUCCGACUGGGUGAAGACGGGCUACAAGGAGCCGGGCAUCGCCCGCUGUGCAGGCCCACUGGGACUAGAAGGCAAACUGCUGCUCACCACGCCUGCCAAGAAAUUCGAAUGCCAAGGUGAGGUGGACCCAAUGGUGCUGGCCAAGUGUAACCCGUGCCUGUCGGCCCCCUGCCUCAACAAGGGCAUCUGCCUCAGUGACCCCGUGGACAUCUACAAGUGCACCUGCGCAGACGGCUUCAAGGGUAAGAACUGUGAGACGGCCCUGAAUGCCUGUGUCAGCAACCCCUGUGCCAACGGAGGAACAUGCAGACUCAGUGGAGUGGAGGAUGAAACCUUCAGCUGUGCGUGCCCGGCUGGUUUCGAGGGCCCCACGUGCCAGGUGAACAUCGAUGACUGCGAGGAUAAUGACUGUGAGAACGGCGCCACCUGUGUGGACGGAGUCAACAACUACACCUGCCUCUGCCCACCUCUCUACACAGGGGAGAUGUGUGAGGAGAUGGAGGAUGUGUGUGCUCCCGGCCGCAACCCCUGCAAACACCAGGCUACCUGCCUCAUCAGCUCCACCGGCCCACAGUGUGUGUGUACUCCAGGCUAUGUGGGUGAUGACUGCAGCAUGGACUAUGAUGACUGCCAAGACCAUCGCUGCCAGAACGAGGCCCAGUGUGUGGACGAGCUGAACGGCUACUCCUGCUCAUGUAGAGAGGGCUACAGCGGGCAGCUGUGCGAGGUGCCCAUGUCUCCGCGCACGCUGUGCCAAAUGGCCGACUGCCAGAACGACGCGGUGUGCGUGGAGCGCUCGGGCCGCGCCAUCUGCCAGUGCCUGCCGGGCUUCGGCGGCCUGCGCUGCGAGAAGCUGGUCAGCGUCAACUUCAUCGACCGCGACUCCUACCUGCUCCUCAGCGACCUCAAGAACUGGCCCCAGGCUAACAUCACGCUGCAGGUGUCCACUGCGGAGGACAAUGGCAUCCUCCUGUAUAACGGAGACAAUGACCACAUCGCUGUGGAGCUGUACCAAGGUCACGUGAAGGUCAGCUACGACCCCGGCAACCAGCCCGCCAACGCCAUCUACAGUGCGGAAACCAUAAACGAUGGCCAGUUCCACACGGUGGAGCUGGUGACGUACGAGCAGAUGGUGAACCUGUCCAUCGACGGCGGCCUCCCCACCACUAUGGACAGCUUUGGCGGGGCGCGGCCCCUGAGCCGCGACGCGCUGCUAUACGUGGGGGGUAGGGGCCCUCUGCAGUCUCCUCCUCCUCUUCCCUCCACGCCAGGUAUGCCGGUGGACAUGUCCGCGGCCACCCUGGGCAUGUGGCAGCUCCAGAACGGCUCCAGUUUCCACGGCUGCAUCCAGAACCUGUACAUCAACAACGAGCUGCAGGACUUCACCAAGACCCAGAUGAAGCCCGGUGUGGUGCCCGGCUGCGAGCCCUGCCGCAAGCUCUACUGCCUGCACGGCAUAUGCCAGCCCAACGCCGCCCCCGGGCCCGUGUGCCACUGCCAGCCCGGCUGGAGCGGCCCACACUGCGACCAGCCCGCCGCCAACCCAUGCCAGGGCAGCAAGUGUGUGCAUGGCAAGUGCAUCCCUCUGGACCCGGAGUCGUACCGCUGUGAGUGCCAGGAGGGCUACCGCGGCGCUCUCUGCAACCAGCAGGGGGAGCUCUUCAACCCCUGCAAGAAGCUGACCUGCAAACAUGGCCGCUGCCAGAUCUCUGACACCGGCGACGCCUACUGCAACUGCGAGAGCGGCUACACCGGAGAGCUCUGCGACAGAGAGUCGGAGUGCCGGGGGGAGCCGAUGCGGGACUUCUACCAGGUGCAGCGCGGCUACGCCAUCUGCCAGACCACGCGGCAGGUGUCGUGGGUGGAGUGCAGCGGCUUCUGCGAGGCCGGGGCCUGCUGCGCCAGCCAGCGCAUGAAGCGCCGGAAAUACACCUUCGAGUGCAGCGACGGCACCACCUUCAGCGAGGAGGUGGAGAAGAGCAUCAAGUGCGGCUGCGUGGGCUGCAUGUAGGGGCGCCCGCAUCCAACCAACCACACGGGGGCGCCGGUCCACAUCUACUACUUUACUACACACACAAACAAACAACACCACAGAGCGGUAGAGAGCGAGCACGUCAGGGAAAGAGAGAUGAGAGGAGAGGAGGAGAGAAGGGGGGGGUGAAGAAAGAGAGACCGGACAAAAGAGAGAGAGGGAGAGAGAGCCAGUGCAAGAGAGUAUACAGAAAUAUAUAAAUAUAUAUAUAUAAAACCUCUAUCUAUAUAUUAUGGACAACAAUGUUUGUAUAAUAGAACAUUUUUUUUCCUCCUUUCUUCCCGACGGUGUACGGUGUCUGUGAGGCGGAACAAAAAAAUGUCACUGUCAUCAUCAAAAAGAACAAAAACAAAAAAACAAAACAAAAAAACAAAGAGAAAACAGACACCAUUGUAUGUGCAGCAUUGUAUCCAAGUUCAGGGGGAACUAGAGAGGUUGAUACGUUCAGAACAGGCGCCAUGUAAUUAGUCCCACACUCCUGGCCUGAGAUUUCAGCCCUUAUAACUCUGUUAGGCAUCCGUGAGAGCCUCUAUUGCCACCAUCAACCCCCCCUAGUUUGCUUCCUGGUAAGCAGUUUGUUGAGAUGGGAAACAGCGCCCUCUAGUGCGGUGGUAGAGUAAUAGCAGAUUGUUUUUGGACAGUGGAGAAGUGGUGGUAGAGGCCUUCUCUCUGGCUGCUCUGUUUGACGCGAUGAGGUCAAAGGUCAAGCUUAUGGAUAUGAAAGAUUUGAAUAUGUUUGUAUUUUCUUGGACUUAGGGAACCGUUUAGGGCCACAUCUCCUCUUCCUGAGUUUCAUUCAUAAGUUUCAGGCUUUUGUGGCUCAAGCAUACAUGUACGACAACAUUUAAUUCACCGCUUGACACACAUUGGGAAAAAAAACAUACAGCUGACAUACAUUUGUAAAUGUAAAGUACAACAUCUGCGCUGAGAAGGCACAUAUUAAACCACAAACACACACACACACACACACACACAGAUGGCUUCGGCUAAGCUGAGGCUUUUUUUGUACAGAGCGAGCGGAGAGACUGAACAAAAGACAUUGCGAUGCUUCAGUACGCAGGACCUUUUUGCAUGUGCCCCCAGCACGAUCCAAUCCAGUCCCAUCCUAUUCAAUGCUCUCCAGACUUUCCCAGCUCUCCAAAGCUGCCCACUCCUUCCCACACAUCCUAUCACCGCUGGGCCUACCCGCUUCGCUUGCCCACAACAUGCAGGCAGGCCGCCUGCUGUCCAUUGCCACCCGUCCCUCCCUCCCAUCCUCCCUCUGAAGUCCUGACAUUUACCUUAAACAGAGGCCGGGCUGCCCCAUAAGCCUCUGGCUCCACCACACCUCAAAGCACACUCAGCAUUGGGAGAAAGAAAGCAAGAGGCAGAGAGAUACAGAGAGGUCCAGAUGCCGGAGGAGGUCCAUUGGAUUCUGAAAUUCAUGCCGUUCGUCGUGACAACCAUGGCUUUCUACUCUUUCUUCCAUCUGUUCAUUUCUGGAACUGGUUUAGCGUGUCUUUGUUUUCUCCCUUGCACUGUCAUUCUUUCUUUUUUUUCAAACUCAAGUCUGUGCUGUAAUUGUUGUCAGAAUGUACAUGGACAGUUUGUUGAGAAGUAACACAUCACAAUGAGAAGAUGGGGGAAAAGAAAUCAGAAAAACAGUGAGUUCACGAGCAGACUUAACUCUACGCGCUGCCUCCGUCCAUGCUUUAAGCUUGGUGUCCUGCGUGCCCUCCCCAGGCCAGGCCAGAUCGCACCAGAGCCACCUGCCAGUGACUCUGCCCCACAUAGCGACAGACUGCAACGCUUGCUUGCUUGCUUCAUUUGUUUGUUUGGUUAUUUCUGCUGUGUUGUUGAUCUCUUAAGCAUGGCCUAAUGUUUGCCCUCUCCCAGCCCAGCCUCCGUCCACACAGUAAGCCCCCGAUGAGUUAAAGCCAACCCCUGAUGAGUUAUCCGAAGAAGGCUGGCCAUGCCAUGCCAUACCCGGGCUAGCCCAAGUGGGUUAGUUACUUCAAGCAUGUUGGCCAGGCCAUACCCGUGGUUAGUGCAGACUCAAAUGAUGUCUAGGGUUGACCUGCCAAGUGCUGCGAGGUGCUGUUCAGUAGGUCUAUUAUGGUAUGGGCUCUUUCCCAGUUUUUUGGCAGAUCUGCCUUCCUUAGUUCACUACUUGGUGAUGGAGGUUUCCCAUAUAUACUGUGGAGCUACUGUAGGUACAUUACAUUUGAAAGGUUUUGUUGUUUUAACAAUAAACUUAGAAUAGCCCCCUAUACUCCAAUCCCAAGCCCCAAAUGAAACACACACUCAGACAGACAACCAUGUGUGUAGCGAGAGCUGCUCUUUCUGAAGCGAGGUGGUGGUUCCAGCUGUGCUGUUAGCGUCCAGUGCUAUAUCCUUAUUCAUACAUACAGUAGUCCCAGCAUGCGUAGUCAUUGCCUUAGCAUUGGGCUUGUAUGUAAGCAACACUCCCUACUAUUCCCACCUCCAGCCCCAAGCCCAGUCCCUGACCCCAAGCCCUUAUGAGAGAGAGCAGCGAACCACUGCUCUGUCCCAAUGCCUGCAGUAUUACUAGUGCAAACUCCUGCAUGUUUGGAAGACCUUGCAAAUGGUUGUGUAGAGCUUUUUUAUUAUGAUAAGUAUAAUUAUUAUUAUUUCAGAAACAAACACUUCUAUUUCAAUUUCAGAUUUCAGUUUAGUUUUUAUCUAAUUUUGUUAUGAUUUUGUUGCGUUUUUUUAUUACUUUGAUUGUAUUUUUUGUUUCCUGAUGUAACCUAACUCCUUUAGCCCUCUCUUUAUACAGAAAUGCCUAACAGAUUCUAAUAUAUAUAUUUGUAUUUCAUUUUGGUAUAGUAUUUUUAUAUGUUAAAGAGUAAAUCUGUUUUCUGGAAGCGUCUGUGGACGAAGGAAGAAUGACACUUGGUAGGCUCCCUUAACCCCUCUGUUUGUUUAUUCAAACUGCUCAAACAAACUAGUUUGUAAUUGGCCAAAGCAAGGUAGCCAAUGGCUGACCUUGUUUUAUAGGAGGCAGUAUUGAUUUAGAAAAAAAAAAUGUUUAAUAUUGUAUAUGUUGUCUUCCAUGUGAAUAUUACAUCUAAUUCAUUUGAACGUCUGUGUUUUUUUAUUUAUUUUAUCUAAAGCCUUUCCUGAUGUAGAAUAUAUAAGGCAUAAUAUUUGUUGCCAGUUUUCAAUAAUAAUGAAAAAAAAAAGAUUGAGUAAAAAAUAAAUAAAAAUAAAGGUAAAAUAGUCAAAAAAGGGGGAAAGGCUGAAAGGUAUUGAUGAUGACAUCAUUAAUAGUCAGGAACUGACGUAAUUGGUUCUGGCGAACACAUUCCAUCCGCUCCACCCAAUAUGAGGCCUGGAAGAAGCCUUCAGAGGGUACACCAUACUGGGGACUACUAGUAGAGGAGAUGCUUUUGUUAAAUACUUCACUCUCUAUUGUUCCAAUGUAAGUAAUGAUGCUUGUUUAAAACUUAAGGUGACCAUCAGUCAUUUUCAUUUUAGUGAUAAAAGCAAGCCAUCAGCAGACAUACACGGUGAACACACACACACACACAGCUGCACAGAGCAAGUAAGGGGGUUUCCUUGUGUCUCCAUCCAAAAAAUAAUGGUCAUGCCUUUGCUCAUGGACUGUUAGGGAGUGUUUUUCUUUCACUGACGUCCAUUCAGUGACAUUCAUUUUGUGCAAACAUGACUCCUGUGGUUUGGCCCUGGCCUAUGGUGGGCCUGAAAAGCCCAGUGGUGUCAGCUGGCAGGCAGCUUGGCAAAGUACUUUCCACCAUGACAAAUAACAACAAACACCAAGGAAGGAGUCCUACACUUGUGAAGUGGUAACUUUAAGCAGUGUGUUUACUUUUCACUGUACAGUACAAUAGAUAUUACGUGGCCAGUUCUGAUUCUUUGACCUUUUUUUGUUGUCCUUGUUUCCUUCCAAGGUGGGAGGGAAGGGAGGGGAGGGGGGUCGUUAGGUGGUGACUGUUCCCAUUCUCUGCUGCUGUGUACUGGACAAUAUAAACGGACAAUUUUGCAGCCCUCAAAGAAGAAGAGAGCUUUGUCUUUUUGAAAUGGACGCAAGCUUGGCUCUGUUCAGUGGUGCCCACACCAUUCAUAGCGCGUCGCAUGUUCAUGAUAUACUUCCAUCUUUCUCGGGUGGGGGGAAUAUUAAAAAAAUACAAAAGAAAAGAGAAAAAAAGUCUUUAAUAAAGAGUCUGUCCUUCCUAGCCGCGCUCUACUUAGGCGGCUGGAUCUGAUUCUGUGUUCCAGAGCCGCUCGCAGCAUUCUAAGCUAUUUCCCAUGAACCAUGUAUUGUAAACGAUGCAGUGUCUGUUGUAUUGAACAAGUGAAAGAAAUGUUUACUGUUUGUUUCCUACCGAUGUGCUUCUGUUGCUUUCCUUUCGUGAGUCUCCAGGAUUUGAUGGUUAUAAUUGAUAAUUGCAGUAAUUCUGAAUGUAUGUAGUGCCACCAACAAAUGUUUACUGAAAAAAAAUCCACCCUUUUCAUUCAUUAAAAAAUAUGUGUGUGCUUUUACUGUGUCUCCUCUGACCAGUCUGUCAAACCUUGGCAUAAUGUGUUGAGGCUGACUGCAUGAAUCAUGCGGUGCAAUACUUUUUUUUUUUUUGAAGAUAUUUAGGGCUUUUGUGCCUUUAUUUGUGACAGGAUAGUGAGAGGGACAGGAAGUGAGUGGGGAGAGGGAGGCGGAGAACAGGACUGGCAAAUGAUGUUGCUGGAGGCCCCCCGGCAGACGACAAAUUUUGCAGAAGGCGACAAAAUUAUAUAGCCAGCAUCAUAAUUCCGAGCUAAGGUAUAAAGAACAUAUGUGCAGAUGAUUUUUUUUUUUCAAUACUACACUUGUCACGAUUCUGCAUACCCCCAUCUCCCCUUUUGGCCAGCCAGGGCCCCCCCGGGCAGGUGGGUGCCCCUAGGCUGCAGCCACAUCUAGCCUGUGCGUUAACCUGGCCCUGCACAAGGGAUAGUGUGUAUAAAGAGGCUUAUGCCUUUUUCUCCAGUCUCAGCAAAAGAAACAUCUCUAUAGAAGAGGUAAACAUCACCUUGAAAAUUUGAACGAGUUGAAUACGGUUUUUAUGGGGUUUCAUUGGUCAUGUUGAAACUUUUCCCUCAUAAAUGGGCAUCUGGAUGUAUACAAAAUGAAUACCCAGUACUGCAUAUGCUCUGCAUUGAAUAGACUAUUCAC